Nematostella vectensis (starlet sea anemone) is the source of this 1014-nucleotide messenger RNA. RefSeq lists its product as uncharacterized. NCBI's taxonomy places the organism in Eukaryota, Metazoa, Cnidaria, Anthozoa, Actiniaria, Edwardsiidae. The transcript is spliced from 5 exons. The record is from RefSeq and is a predicted model, not a curated record. The coding region runs from base 123 to 722 and encodes 199 amino acids.
UUUAUUUUCAUGACCUAAACGAGAAGUUGUAAGGAACUAUAAAUUAUGGCUAUCUGUCAGCUUUUUCAUCACUUUAAACCAACAUCACCAAAAACAACAACAAGCGAAUUUCAGGCUAUAAGAUGGCGUUUGUUAACUUGUUCGUUCUGUGUGUACUGCCUAUUUUGUUCGCCGCCCAGAGCGUGUUGGCCGCUCCAUUAUCGCUAGUUGGUGAUUCGCUAGAUACUCGAUAUCACUUCCUGAAAGCAGACUGUUUUACACUUAUCAAGUUUGUGGGAGAAACAAAAAAUGACUUUGUUGCCCAUCGGUUCCAAAGCGUAAACUACGACCACUACUAUCAUUUCAAUGGUGUUGAUCCAGUUACAGAUUUCUACAAAAUACCGGAGAAGGUGUUCUUGGAAAAGCAGACCACCCUGUUGUUUUCUCUACGGUCAAUGAUCGAACAGAUCGUGAAAAAUGAAGCCACGCUUCCUGUCGCAGAUAACUUCAAGGAUAGAUUCCAGCAAAUCCAAGUUGAGAUCGAGCACAUGAUUGCUGUCUUACAACAAAUGGAAAAAUCCCAGAACUACCCAGUCACAAAGCCAAGUAAUUCUCCCCAGCCCACUCCUAAGCCAAGUAGCACUCCAAAGGAGAUGGAGGAGUGGAAACUGGGAACUAUAAAGGAGCUCUUUUUAAGCCUCAUUUACAUGCAGGCAGGGAUCAACUACCAGCUCAGUAAUUAAACGGGUUUAACUAGUUAAAUCAGGGUAAACUGGUUUGUCUGGUUCAUUGUAUCAAUGUAGCAUAAAGUGAAGCAUUACAUGCUCAAAACUUGAAUUUGCCAUUUCACAUGUCUUUAUUAUUUGAUAAUUUGUUUAAUACAAUUUACUGUAGCUCAUGCCAACACAUGAGUGUGAUCAUAACCCAAAUUCAAGAUAAUUUUUACAUCACAGUGAUGCCAUGGAAAAUAUCUUUGUAAGAAAAUGUAUUUUUGAGUAUUAUACUAAUUUGCUAAUAAAACUUAUAGAAAAACAA